AUGCUAUCUAGACAUACUAUAAAAACAUCAUCGACAGCUUCAAGAGCUGUGCGAUUUGUGCAAUCUGUUUACAAUGUGAAUGCGAUAUCAACUGCACAAGUUGCGAGAAAGAUAGAUUCAUUGAGAUGUGUGUCUUCAUCCUCCAAAACACCAGCAAUACAAGAAACAGGCACCUAUGAACAUUUACCUGCUGGAUCUCGGGUAUUCUCCAUGAUCCAGCCUACGGGGAAAAUCCAUUUGGGGAACUAUUUGGGCGCGGUAAAGAGCUGGAGAACACUUUCUGAUUCCAAUGCUGACAGCAAGUUCAUUUUUGGAGUAGCUGACCUUCAUGCAUUCACGAUUCAUCAACCUAGCCAAAACUUGAGAAGUCAUCGGUACGAGGCAAUUGCAAGCCUCUUGGCCAGUGGUUUGAAUAUUGACAAAUGUAUUUUGUAUUUCCAAUCUGCAGUACCAGAGCAUCUGGAGCUCAACUGGUAUUUGACAUGUAUGACGAGUAUGGGUCAAUUGAAUCGUAUGACGCAAUGGAAGUCCAAGGCACAACUGACACAACAUAGCAAUGUGUUAGACGAUGCCACGGUUGAAGCGACAAAAGCUGGACUUUUCUGUUAUCCUGCUCUACAGGCAGCGGAUAUUCUAUUAUUCAAAUCUACACAUGUACCAGUGGGUGAUGAUCAAUCACAACAUUUGGAAUUAUGCCGUGAUAUUGCCACCAGAUUCAACAGCACAUACGGCAAAGAAUAUUUUCCCAUCCCCAAGACCCUAUUAACACCAGCGAAAAAGAUUCUUAGUCUUAAGAACCCGGAGAAGAAGAUGUCCAAAUCCGACCCAGUUCAAGCCGGUUGUGUAUACGUUACAGAUUCUCCUGAGGACAUUCAACGCAAGAUCAAGAAAGCCGUCACCGACUCUAUACAAGGCGAAUGGACUUAUGACCCAGUGAAUAGACCAGGUAUAUCAAAUCUUUUAAAUAUUGUAUCAGGUUUGAGUGAUAAGACUAUUGCUGAAGCCACAGCCGAUGUGCAACAUUGUAAGGAUCACAAGUCUCUAAAAGAUUAUGUGGCAGACUUGAUUGUAAACGAGUUCAGCGACAAGAGACAAUUAUACAAUGACUUGUUACAAAAUAAAGAUUACUUGGAUGAGGUGUGCAAAACCGGACGCGACCAAGCACGUGAAUUGGCACUGGUCAAUAUAAAACAGAUUAAAGAGAUUAUUGGAUUAGACUAG
Messenger RNA from Lodderomyces elongisporus, 1221 nucleotides. It is a transcript of the gene MSW1, whose product is annotated as tryptophan--tRNA ligase. The record is from RefSeq and is a predicted model, not a curated record. NCBI's taxonomy places the organism in Eukaryota, Fungi, Ascomycota, Pichiomycetes, Serinales, Debaryomycetaceae. Gene Ontology annotation, biological process: mitochondrial tryptophanyl-tRNA aminoacylation. Gene Ontology annotation, cellular component: mitochondrial matrix; mitochondrion. Bases 1 to 1221 code for a protein of 406 amino acids. The transcript has a single exon. Gene Ontology annotation, molecular function: ATP binding; tryptophan-tRNA ligase activity.